Molecule: messenger RNA, 665 nt
Organism: Notodromas monacha
Lineage: Eukaryota; Metazoa; Arthropoda; Ostracoda; Podocopida; Cyprididae
Source: the annotation of a GenBank genome assembly
UGUCUUAUUUACAGGGGAAAAAAAACGAGCGUGAAAAUGAAAUUCCUGCAUGUGCUGUCAAUCGCUUUGGCAACUCUGAUGAUUGAGUGUUCCGCAUCCCAAAUGCAUUUCAAAAUCCCGCCUUUGAAAAGCGGACACAAAAUCGAUAGGGUUGAAAUUAGCAGCUGUUCAGGACCUGAUGCUAUUUUGCAAAUGAACAGUGCGGCCUUGUCACCGAGCCCGAUUGAAUACCCAGGAUCGGUUGUGAUUGCCAUGGACAUCAAUACGCUGCAGGAUAUUCCUGAGCAUAUGGAAAUCAGCUUGGACUUGACUUUGCUGGAUCCCUUCGAAAUUCCUGUGCCCUGUCUUGGUGGACUCGGCUCUUGUUCUUACAAAGCAUGUGAUUUGGUGACAACCAUGCCGGAGGUAUUUUGCGAGCUGUUGCCGGUAGAUGAGAACGGCGUUUGUUCUUGUCCAAUCAAAGCUGGACAUUACGUUUCUGAAGGGCUCGUCUUCGUGCUUCCGGACUUGGGAGAUUUGUUUGCUUUGCUCCUUCAGGGUCGCUACGAUGGAGAGAUUCAAUUCCAUGCUGGCGGAAACAAGUCCGAGCAGUACGGUUGCAUGGGGAUGUCAUUCGAGAUUAUUAAGCCAGAAUAGAAGCUCCAACGUGAUGAGAUUCAUUCACA